AUGAUGAGCCAGGUGCACCUCAGCCAGGCCCUACCCCAGCUAGACCUGGCUCCAGGAGGUUUGGGAGAACCAGUGCAAGAGUUUGACAUUGAACUUGUCGCUCAAAUUGUGGGCGUCCUCGAUGGCGAUAAUGAGGUUUUCGGUGAACAUGAUAGAAGAUAUAUCCGCUUUAUCUAUCGUAUCCUUCGCGCCCUAAACCCCAAUGUCAGCGACGAAGAAGACAGGCGCCAUAGUCUUCUUAACCUGCUCUGUGCCAUGGUCUACUAUUCGAGUGUCUGCUGA
This is a messenger RNA of Aspergillus puulaauensis, 282 nucleotides long. RefSeq lists its product as uncharacterized. The record is from RefSeq and is a predicted model, not a curated record. Lineage: Eukaryota; Fungi; Ascomycota; Eurotiomycetes; Eurotiales; Aspergillaceae. The coding region runs from base 1 to 282 and encodes 93 amino acids. The transcript has 2 exons.